AAUCACAUCUCACUGCAACAUCGAACGCUAUACUUUGAACGCGAGCACUAUGCAGUCCCGCCUAGCGUUUGCGGUUGCGUCGCGGUUCUCUGUCGUUAACUGUAGCGGUCGAGCUCUGGCGCAAGGCGUGGCGUCUCGAUCGGCCAGUAAUGGCCGCACUGCCGAUCCCGACAUCCAUUCCGGCAACGACGGAGCCGACCCAGCUGUUUACCCCAAAGACCCCGAAGGUAUGGACGAUGUAGCGAAUCCAAAGGCGAAGGAUGAUGACGUGUCAAUAGAGGACGAGAAUCCACGUCCAAGCCUAGAGGAGGAGCCGAUUUCUCCGGUGAAUUUACGGGCCUCCGCCCAUAAGCUUGAGAACACUGCCGUCGGCCGACAAGGAGACCCCAACUUCCAGCAAAAGCGCAAGAUCUCCACCGCCGUUAAGGCUUGAGAACGAACACUUUACAUCAUAUUUUCUUUUUUUUUUUUAUAAAAAAAAAGUUUCACGUGCAUUGUCGAGGAGAGCCGAAUAUAGGUUGCUUGCUAUAUUAUGAAUCCAUCCGUAUUUCCUACAUAACAUAAGAGACUGCCAUGUUUGUAUGGAUCCACUUUCUUUUA
Tarenaya hassleriana is the source of this 600-nucleotide messenger RNA. RefSeq lists its product as uncharacterized. The record is from RefSeq and is a predicted model, not a curated record. Lineage: Eukaryota; Viridiplantae; Streptophyta; Magnoliopsida; Brassicales; Cleomaceae. The transcript is spliced from 2 exons. Bases 50 to 433 code for a protein of 127 amino acids.